Messenger RNA from Anopheles maculipalpis, 828 nucleotides. RefSeq names its product ribosomal RNA processing protein 36 homolog. The coding region runs from base 31 to 828 and encodes 265 amino acids. Gene Ontology annotation, biological process: maturation of SSU-rRNA from tricistronic rRNA transcript (SSU-rRNA, 5.8S rRNA, LSU-rRNA). The transcript is spliced from 2 exons. The record is from RefSeq and is a predicted model, not a curated record. Lineage: Eukaryota; Metazoa; Arthropoda; Insecta; Diptera; Culicidae. Gene Ontology annotation, cellular component: nucleolus; 90S preribosome.
AGUAAAGAAUAUUCCUAAAAACAUACAGAAAUGGAUUCUUCCGAAAACGAUUCCGAAAGUGAAUAUUCUGUCGAAAAGGAAGGCACCGAAUCAUCUUCUGAAGAAGAGAAUAGCAGCGAUGAUGAUGUGCCAAAACUUGCCGAUGAUGAGUACAAAGAGAUGCCCUUUGAAGACUUGCUUAAGCUGCAAAAGAAACUUGGUUCGCGCGUUUACAACGAAGCCAUAUUUGGUAAGACAAAGGAAAGAACCCAAAGAACCACGGCGAAACCAGCGAAAAAGCCCAAACCAUCAGCAGAAAGUGAUUCAGACGACGAUAGUGGUCCUGAGGAGGUGACAUCGAAAAGAAAAGUUCCGGCCUUAGGAAUGGGGAAGAAAGCUAAAAAUGCUUCCAUUUCGCGACCUCGGGAUCCACGCUUCGAUCCCCGGCAAGGAUAUUUCAGUGGUCGCCAGUUCAGGAACAAUUAUGGCUUCAUAAAUGAUUUGCGAAACAAAGAGCUGAGAAAGCUGAAAAACAAGCUGGAACUGGCGACCGAUCCUGAAGAGGUGAGCACGUUGAAAUUCUUGGUUCAGAGAACUGAAAAUCAGAUCCGCGAGUAUGCCAAACAAAAGGCUCUCGAUAGCGAUAAGUUGCGCGAGAAGCAACAGGUUCGCGAAUCCGUAAAGGAAGGAAAGCGACCAUUUUUCGAACGGAAGAGCACCAAGCAGGCACGCGCGCUUGUUGAACAGUACGAUAAGCUGAAGGAUGACGGAAGCCUGGCAAAGCACAUCGACAAAAGGCGAAAGAAAAUUUCGGCUAAGGAUAGGAAAAAGCUCGAUUUCUCUACGUAG